Messenger RNA from Closterium sp. Naga37s-1, 1509 nucleotides. The record is from the annotation of a GenBank genome assembly. NCBI's taxonomy places the organism in Eukaryota, Viridiplantae, Streptophyta, Zygnematophyceae, Desmidiales, Closteriaceae.
AUGUCAUGCUCCCUCAUGCGCCACGCUGUCAACAGUUUGCUCCUUACCCUGCUCUUCCUGCUCCCAAGGCCGGAAGCCCCUGUCUCACCAACGCUGAAUUCACUGCGCUCUGCCCCUCUCUCCCCUCCAUCGCUUUUCCCCUUUCACUCCAUCUCCCUCCCAGUCUGCUCCCUGCCUUGCCAUUCGUCGACCUCAAGGCUGGAAGCACCUGUCUCACCAACAUCAACGCGAUCUGACAACGCAUUCUCCUUCUUUCCUCUCCCUUCCUCCCCUCCGUCUCCCCCUCCCUCUCCUCCCACUCUCCUCCCUGCACUCCCUUUCCUCGACCUCAAGGCUGGAAGCCCCUGCAUCAACGACGCUGCAUUUGCUCUCCCACUCUCUCCCUCCCUCCCUCGUCCCCUUCCCUUCCCCUCCAUUCUUCUCCCAGACGGCUGGCAUCUGAGUGACAAAUGCACGUCCAUACUACCGGAGAGCAUUGAGGAGCUGGCGUUGUGUGGCGCAGACAGGCACACAGACGCCCUCAUUCAUGGCCUGGCAGACAGGCUUGGCCCGAACCUAACCAAAUUCGCCUUCUCCGGCUUCAGCCGGUCCAUAGGCUCGGACCCCUUCGUCUCGCUUCUCUCCGUGUCACCUCGCCUCGUGUCUCUCGCCAUCGAUGGAGGGGAAGGGCUGGAUGUGGAUACUAUCGUGAUCACUGCUGGGAUGAGCUGUCCCUUGCUGAGAGAGCUCAGUGUCUAUGACAUGUCCCUGGUGACACUGGACUACCUGGCCAGUUGCCACCUGUCCCAUCUCACCCGCUUCCGGCACAAGAGGCGGCACGAGCGGGGCGUGGGGGUGAGCGACUCGCUGCUGCUACGGCUGAUGCUGCUGUGGCCAGGGCUGGAGGAGCUGGUGCUGGUGGAUAAGGCAGCAGAGGGCGUGGGGCAAGGGAGAGCAGAAGAGGCCCUUUCAGACACAGGUCUCCUCAUGCUCACCGCCUGGGCUCCCUCCCUCACAACCCUCACUCUCAGCCUGCCCUCCCUCUCUGCCUCAAAACGCUGCUCUGAAGUGGCGCUAAUGCAAGUGGCCAGUGCGUGCACCAAUCUCACUCAUCUCGACCUCUCCAAUUUCAGAUGCAUGUCCGAUCCGCCUCUGCAUGAGUUCGUUUCUCGCUGUCCCUCGCUCGCCCAUCUCUCUCUAGCCGGUGCGACCAUCACCGAUGCUUCCUUGGACCUCAUAGCCUCGCACUGCCCCAACCUCCUGUCCCUCUCCAUCAAGUGCUGUCGCAAGUUGCUUGAGCCAGGCGUCAGCGCAUUGGCCCGCUGCUCCCGGUUGCAAUCACUCAAUGCUGCUCUGGUGCCGGGGGUAACAGACGUCUCUGCUCCGCUCCUGUUUCAAGGAGCCACGGCUCUUAAAACUCUGGUGCUGAACCAAAGCCCACUACCAGACAUCUCGUUACUGUCACUCUCCUCACACUGUCACGGUCUGGAGGAGCUGGCACUGCAUGGCUGCCCCAGACUCACCAAUGAG